Messenger RNA from Aedes albopictus (Asian tiger mosquito), 2238 nucleotides. RefSeq names its product SAFB-like transcription modulator (gene Saf-B). Gene Ontology annotation, biological process: regulation of transcription by RNA polymerase II; regulation of mRNA processing. Gene Ontology annotation, cellular component: nucleus. NCBI's taxonomy places the organism in Eukaryota, Metazoa, Arthropoda, Insecta, Diptera, Culicidae. Gene Ontology annotation, molecular function: sequence-specific DNA binding; RNA binding. The record is from RefSeq and is a predicted model, not a curated record.
GUGCUGAAGCUGAUAAAUCAUCUGAUUCCAAAAAGGCCGAAACCUCUGAUGAAAACAAGAAAGCUGAGAAGAACGAUGCUUCCAGUGAGAAACCAGCAGGCACCAAGGAGGAGAAAGAGAGCGCUGGAAAGUCUUCUUCAUCGUCAGCCAAGUCCGGCUCAUCCAGCGACUCCAAGACAAAAUCGUCGCCCAGUUCGAGUGACAAGACGGCGGCUACCGUGUCCCGAAACUUGUGGGUUUCUGGUCUAUCGUCGCUCACUCGGGCCACGGAUUUGAAGCUGAUCUUCUCCAAGUACGGUAAGGUGAUUGGCGCCAAAGUGGUGACGAACACUCGCACCCCGGGAACUCGUUGCUAUGGCUACGUGACGAUGGCAUCGGCCAAGGAUGCAACGGAGUGCAUUUCCCAUUUGCACCGGACCGAGUUGCACGGACGUAUGAUUUCGGUGGAGCGAGCAAAGUCUGAUCUGGGUCCAGCGAAGCCUGCUACAACUAACAGCACCAGCACUACCGGUACCAAGACGGAAUCAACGGCCAAGGCGACCACGGAAGGCGGUGAUAGUGGCAAAGACAACAAAGAGAACAAGGAUAAAACUGAGAAGAAGGACGAUAAAGAUAGUCGGUCACGCAACAGCAGAGAGCGUGCCAGGUCGAUGCAUAGGAGCCGAUCUCAGCAUCGCGGCCGGUCUCAAUAUCGAGGUAAAUCCGUGGAUAAAGAUACCAAACCCAAGGACGACAACAAGAAGCCAGAUGACAGCAAGAAGGACGAAGGUAAAGCUAAAGAGGGAGCUGCUGCAGCACGCAAGGAUGGAGACAAUCGUCGCGACAAUCGGAACAACAACAACAACAACAACGAUCGCAACAACAGGGACAACCGCAACCGGGAUCGUGAGGUCCUAUCGCUGCAGAAGAUUCGCGAAGAGCGCGAACGCCAACGGCUGCGGGAGAAGGAACGUCAGCUGCGCGAGGAGGAGCGCCGCCGCCGGGAGAUGCGCCAGCGUCAGCGCGAGGAAGAACAGAUGUUGCGACGCGAGCGAGAGAAGCUGGCUAUCGAACGGGCUCGGAUCGAGAAGGAAAAGGCCGAACUGUUGCGCAUCGAACGCGAACGCCAGAAGCUGGAACGGGAGAAGAUCGAACUGGAACGUCUGGAGCUGAAGCGUCAGCAAAGGAAAAUUGAAGAGGCGAAACGGAACCUGAAGCGCCCGGCCCCAACCGAUCACUACGAUGAUGACCGCAAACGUGCGGCAGGAACAGAUCGUCGAUUUGAAGCACCUCCGCCACCAUCGAUUUCCACUUCCGGCCGCGGUUCCUACGGAUCAACGGACAAGAAACGUCUAGAUGACUACAAACCUCGCGAUGAUUACAAGUCGCGCCCGGUCGAUGACUACCGACGGGAUACUUACAAGCGCAACGGAGGAGGUGGAGUAAUGGACCGGGACUUGGAUCGCCCGUCGAUGGGUGUAGGUUCAAUGGACAACCGUUAUCCGGACAAUCGCUCCGGCAGCGGUGGUGACUAUCGUGGAGGGAGUGGCGUAGACCGUCGUGACGAUCGCGAUCGCAACGGAUCGGCACCGAAGUCGCGGUACAUGGAUCCGAUGGAUCAACGCUACCAGGAUCGCUCUGGUAGCAGUGGCGGCGGCGGCGGUGGCAACAGUGGACCUUGGAAUGCAGGCCCGCCACAGAUGAGUAUUAUGCCAGCCGGUAUGAGCAGUAGCGAGUGGCGGAUGGAUAACGGCCAAGAUCGCUACGAUCGAACCUACAACGAGCGGAAGGCUCCACAGAUGAGUGCCAGCCCCUUCAUGGAUACUUCGAGGCAGAACCAGUUCAUGGGAGGUGGCGGUAGCGGAGGACGGCAACAAGACCGCUAUGGAGCUCCUGUUUCCGGACGGUUCGACAGUGGACGAUACUAAAUAAGUAGAGUUGCGCCACUCCAUGGGUGUGCUUUGUAAUUCCUAGAUUAACAAUAAUCAAGUAUGAAUGACGAACGUCAAAGCACAGUUCAAAAUAGGUUUGUGUAAAAUUUACACGGAGCAAUGGUUGGUGAAGUUGCACCAAUUCUAGCUACCUAGGUAUAGCUGUAACGGGAUAAUUCCCGUUAUGUACCUUCUUUAACCCUUUCCUGUGCAUCCCACUGACCUAGAUGUGUGAUCAUUCGGUGUAAGAAUCAUCUCUUAGUCAUUAUUGAGUAUUAGCUUGUAAGUAAUUUAAACAGGAUUCAAUAAAGGUAACCGAAAGAACUUA